UGCAGGGCGGUGGAACGCUGGGAGCUGGGACCGGGAAGCGCUGCCCAGCAGAGUCCCCGGGGCAGCGGAGCUCGGAACUCGCGGGGGUCACGGUGGAGCCCGGGCGGCGGGAUCGGAGGCCAGAAAGCCGGAUCCGGGUUGCACCCGGGCGUCUGUGCACACCUGAGGGCCGGCGGAGAGCGGCCCCAGAGCAUCAGAACUCAUGUUCCUCUGGGUAAACUGAUGGUGAUCUAUUUGUUUCAGCUUCUCCCAGCUCAUGCGUUCUUCAGGCCUUGGUAACUGGAAUGUUUUGUCUGUUCAGCCUCAAAUCCGACAGUGGGAUGGAAACCAAAGUGAAGUGUCCCAAGAUGUGUCGGGAUGAAUGUGAGAAAGCUGAGCCAUUGCCUAAGCUGUUUCUCUGAAUCAGCUGGUCUUCUCUGUCUCUAGUUUUAAAAGUUCCCUGGCAGUAAACUGAAAUCCAGAAUCUCCAUUGUUGGGGGAUGGGAGAGAUUUUAAAGUUUUCGUGAAAAAUGCUGAUCUCUUAAACUGCGAACGCAACCAAGAUGCCAAAAGCAAGAACCCCAGAGUGCUGCCCACCUCUCUGUGGUACCGCAUCAACUGCCUAACAAACCCAGCAUGAGUCCACUGGGCUGGACCAUCUGCUGGGCAGAGUUCCAGAACAGUGAGACGUCUGUGGAUUCACUGGGUUUAGGACAGACCUGUAGCUGCCAGCUGGUAGCUGCGUUGGGGUUCUUGAAAUAGCCAAGUCUGGAGGCCUGUGAUCUGCCCUCACACACGGUGCCCACCAGCACGAAGCAGAGGAAUGACCUUGCUCUAAUGUCAGGACAGUUAUGAAAGGAGGAGCCCUGUGUGUGGAAACCUGGGAAGAGACAGCCACCUAGCAUGUCCCCCACAAACCAGUCAGUAGAAGGCCUUCUUCUCCAGGAGGCCUCCAACAGAUCCUCAAAUGCUACAGAUACCCCAGGGGCUUGGGACCCAGGGAUCCUGCAGGCGCUCCAGAUCUCCCUUGUAGUGGUCCUGUCCAUCAUCACGUUGGCCACUUUGCUCUCCAAUGCCUUUGUCCUUACCACCAUCUUACUCACCCGGAAGCUCCACACCCCGGCCAACUAUCUCAUUGGCUCCUUGGCUACCACUGACCUCCUGGUUUCCGUCUUGGUCAUGCCGAUCAGCAUUGCAUACACCACCACCCGCACCUGGAGCUUUGGCCAAAUUCUGUGUGACAUCUGGGUGUCUUCAGACAUCACCUGCUGCACGGCCUCCAUCCUGCAUCUCUGUGUCAUUGCUCUGGACAGGUACUGGGCCAUCACGGAUGCCCUGGAGUACAGCAAGCGCCGCACAGCCGGCCACGCGGCGGCUAUGAUCGCUGCCGUCUGGGUCAUCUCCAUCUGCAUCUCCAUCCCCCCGCUCUUCUGGCGGCAGGCCAAAGCUCAGGAGGAGAUGUCCGACUGCCUGGUGAACACGUCUCAGAUCUCCUACACCAUCUACUCCACCUGCGGGGCUUUCUACAUCCCUUCCGUCCUGCUCAUCAUCCUAUACAGCCGCAUCUAUGCCGCCGCCCGCAGCCGCAUCCUGAAUCCGCCCUCGCUGAGUGGCAAGCGCUUCACCACCGCGCAUCUCAUCACUGGCUCUGCCGGCUCCUCACUGUGCUCGCUGAACCCCAGCCUCCACGAGGGCCACUCGCACCCCGGCUCCCCGCUCUUCUUCAGCCACGUCAGGAUCAAACUGGCCGACAGUGUCUUGGAACGCAAGAGGAUCUCCGCCGCUCGGGAAAGGAAGGCAACCAAGACCCUGGGGAUCAUCCUGGGGGCCUUUAUCAUCUGCUGGCUGCCCUUCUUCGUGGCGUCUCUGGUCCUUCCCAUCUGCCGGGACUCCUGCUGGAUCCACCCGGCCCUCUUUGACUUCUUCACCUGGUUAGGCUAUUUAAACUCCCUCAUCAAUCCCAUCAUCUACACUGUGUUCAACGAAGACUUCCGGCAAGCAUUUCAGAAAGUGGUCCAUUUCCAGAAAGCCUCCUAGUCUAACUUGGUGGUGGUGACUCUUGCUAGCUUUUGUGUCCAGUGACCCAACUGGGAUUGUCUUUGUUGGUUUUUCUGAGACUCGGGUUAAUUCAUGAUCUCUUGGGCCUUGGGGCAAUCAACCAUUGUUCUGUGCUCUGUUUUCUGUGUCGUCUUCUCUUCUGAGUCACCCAAAGCCGGGCUGCUGUGUGAAGGGGGGCAGGACCGAAGACUUCCCUUAACUUAAUAUUUCCAAGGUUCCUCUGGGGUGGAAGAAACAUGACCCACGGGAUUCAGGUGAGCAACAGAUGCUGCAGGGAAGAUGCCAGGCGCAGAGAGAAGGUUUUGUGGGCUCCCUGCAAUUUGCAAGAGGCUUAGUGGAGGGUGGGUAAGAUUAAUGACCUGAAUUGGAAGAGAGCUGGAAGCCAGGAGAGAGGGGCUCCUCCCCUUGGCAUGCCCCAGUUAGAAAAUAGCACCAGGACUUUCUUCCCCCGUCUCCUUACCCUGCAUCUUUCCCAGCUGUUUAUGUGGAGAGAGGCAGCGAGGACAUAGUAAUUGAAGAAGAAUCCAGAAAGUGGGGCAGGGGAACCAAUGCACUUUUCCUUCUUCCCAGUACCCCAGACCAUUUUGGGUUAAAAACCAUGAUCACCCCACUAAAGAUUGGACUCCCCUCCAAGUUUUUAGAGGGCUGAAUUCUCCCAAUCUGAUUUUUUUUCCUAGAUUAAUUUUUUACAUUCCAUUCUCAUUAGAGAUCUUAAAGUAUUGAGUCUUAUCAAAUAAAGAGCACAAAACAUCAUGGCCAGUACAUCUUUGGGUGAUUUUGAUGUAAACACUAUUUACUCAGGGGCCGGAAAGAUAGCUCAGCAAACUAAAACACUUGCU
Octodon degus (degu) is the source of this 2876-nucleotide messenger RNA. It is a transcript of the gene Htr1d, whose product is annotated as 5-hydroxytryptamine receptor 1D. Bases 883 to 2016 code for a protein of 377 amino acids. Gene Ontology annotation, cellular component: plasma membrane; dendrite. Gene Ontology annotation, molecular function: neurotransmitter receptor activity; G protein-coupled serotonin receptor activity. NCBI's taxonomy places the organism in Eukaryota, Metazoa, Chordata, Mammalia, Rodentia, Octodontidae. Gene Ontology annotation, biological process: regulation of behavior; regulation of locomotion; smooth muscle contraction. The record is from RefSeq and is a predicted model, not a curated record. The transcript is spliced from 2 exons.